AUGGGUUCUGUGCUUUCCCUCUCUGUUAAUAACGCUGCCUCCAGGCAGAGGAAUAAGGCUGAGGAUAAUGAUGAUGACUUACUUGAUAGCCGAGACCGUGUGGAAGACAUUGCCAAGUUUCCGUACGUUGAAUUCACGGGUCAGGACAGCAUCACCUGUCCCACUUGCCAAGGCACUGGCUGCAUUCCCACAGAGCAGGUGAAUGAGUUGGUGGCUCUGAUACCCUACAGUGACCAACGGCUUCGUCCACAGAGAACGAAGCUGUAUGUCCUGCUGUCGGUGCUGCUCUGCCUGCUGAUAUCUGGGCUGGUGGUUUUCUUCCUGUUCCCACACUCUGUCCUGGUAGAUGACGAUGGUAUUAAAGUGGUUCAGAUUUGGUUCGACAAGAAGAACUCGGUUGUCAUUCUUGCCAUCACGGCCACCUUACGGAUCAGGAACUCCAACUUCUACUCGGUGACGGUGACCAGCCUGACCAGUCAGGUGCAGUACAUGAACACCGUGGUGGGAACCCAGCAGAUCACCAACGUCUCCAGCAUCCAGCCACUGAGUGACAAACUGGUGAAUUUCACUGUGAAGGCAGAGCUGGGUGGACCCUUUUCCUAUGUGUAUUUCUUUUGCACGUUUCCCAAGGUGAAGGUACAUAACAUAGUGAUCUUCAUGAGGACAUCGGUGAAGCUCUCAUACAUCGGCCACGUGACGCAGAGCGCUUUGGAAACCUACCACUACGUGGAUUGUAGUACCAACUACACGGCUGCCCCGGAACCCCUGCCUCUGCCGUUCCCCUCGACACGAGGCGCAGCCAAGAUCAAGCCCUGA
This is a messenger RNA of Gavia stellata (red-throated loon), 816 nucleotides long. It is a transcript of the gene TMEM106C, whose product is annotated as transmembrane protein 106C. The record is from RefSeq and is a predicted model, not a curated record. Lineage: Eukaryota; Metazoa; Chordata; Aves; Gaviiformes; Gaviidae. The transcript is spliced from 7 exons. Bases 1 to 816 code for a protein of 271 amino acids.